UAGAUUUUAUGAUUUUAUCGCUAAAAUUAUUUUUUAUCCAAAACUCUUGGGAAAAUUAAUAUCCUGCGCUUUCAUAGUAUUUUGAUUGGUGAAAAAAAUUCGAAGGGCUGCCUUCCACGUUUCAUUGGUCGUGCUGCCAUUUUAAUCGAUUUUUCUUCGGAUUUACUAAUUUCUCCACAAUGAGCGCAACGUCACGGCCCGUACGCAUCAACGUACCACGACGCACCGUUGCCAAAAAUUCUAAUUCCAGCAAAUCGACAGCCAAGGAUGGUGCAGUACGCAAGAGUUCCAUGGAGGAGAACGUUCCCCCGACGAAACCCGGGUCUGUACGCUCGCGAUCCAUCAUGCCCUCCUCGUCAGCGGUUCCUAAGGUUCCUUUAAAAUCGUCCGCUCCCCGCCAAGUACAGACGGUGGCCAAGCCUUCAGCCGUGCCCAAACGGCCCGUAUCCAUCCAGAAACCGGCCGAUGAAAAGGACCGUCAUCCCAAAAUUCCCCUUAAACCGGAGACCCAGAAACCCGCGAUGAACGCUGUGGCUGCGGGUCCGUCCAUGCAGAAAGAACCACUGGCUCCGGAUAAUGCGCAGAUCGCCAGUAAACCACCUAAAAAGCUCACAGAUUGGCAGUUGACCGAUUUUGAUUUGGGCCGUGUUCUGGGCAAAGGAAAAUUCGGCAAAGUCUAUCUGGCUCGCGAGAAGAAGAGUCGGUUUGUGGUCGCUCUGAAGGUUAUGCACAAGAGCGAACUGAAAAGCAAUAAUGUGGAACAUCAGCUACGAAGGGAAAUUGAGAUCCAGACGCAUCUCCGACAUCCCCACAUUAUACGUAUGUACGGCGUUUUCCAUGAUACCUCGAAGAUCUAUUUAAUUCUGGAAUACGCUCCGAAUGGGGAACUGUAUAAACUUUUGGAGCACAAGGGCCGGUUUUCGGAUACGGAGGCCGCUACGUAUGUUUACGAGUUGACAACGGCGCUGAUGUACUGUCACGAGAGAAAGAUCAUUCAUCGGGAUAUCAAGCCGGAGAAUUUACUGCUGGGCAUUUAUGGCGAACUGAAAAUCGCCGACUUUGGCUGGUCGGUCCAUUCACCCAGUUCCAGGCGGGCCACCAUGUGCGGCACUCUUGACUAUCUGGCACCGGAAAUGGUGGAGGGGAAAUCGCACGACGAAAGCAUUGACAUCUGGUGUCUGGGCAUUCUGACCUACGAGCUCCUCACCGGCCGGGCACCCUUCCACGUCAAGGAUAACGAGGGUGGCCAGAUGGAAACCGCCAGGAGGAUCUCCCUCAUGGAUUACAAAUGUCCGGAUUUUAUGAACCCUGAUGCUGUUGAUCUCAUCCAAAAGUUACUUGUUUAUAUUGGAGCCCAUCGUCUACCGUUGGCACAAGUGCUGAAGCAUCCGUGGAUCGUUAACAACAAACAGGAACGCAGUCGCAUCCUGAAAAUUUAAGCUGACCGCUCAUCCUACACAACUGCUCAUCAGCAUAUACCGUAAUAACGGGCGGGACACAGGUGUACAGCGGCAUAUUUCUCUGUGUGUAGUGUAUGUAAAUCACUCGGGAUGGGCGUUGGGUGUUUCCCUUUUUAGUUUCCACUACGAUUUUCUCUUUGUGAUUUCUAAUAAUUAUUCGUUGGCGGGAUACACAUGUACACAGGUCUUUUUGUUGUUUUUAUUUGUCUGUAUUCUAUCUAUAUUUAAUGUAUAAAUGAACGCGACUAUUAACGUGCGAUGAUAAGCUGCUGUACAGUGUUUUCAUCGUCCGUGUGUCGAUGGAAAUAUUCGUUUUACUGACCCUGAAAUAUAAAUCGAUGGCAUUGUUAAA
Molecule: messenger RNA, 1812 nt
Organism: Paramacrobiotus metropolitanus
Lineage: Eukaryota; Metazoa; Tardigrada; Eutardigrada; Parachela; Macrobiotidae
Product: aurora kinase C-like
Exons: 8
Coding region: 180-1439 (419 amino acids)
Biological process (GO): protein phosphorylation; mitotic spindle organization; regulation of cytokinesis
Cellular component (GO): spindle midzone; spindle pole centrosome; chromosome passenger complex
Molecular function (GO): ATP binding; protein kinase activity
Source: RefSeq, a predicted model, not a curated record